AUGAGCUCAGCCACCGUAAACGGCGGAGAGACCGCUGCCGGAAUGGAUAUUGAAACAGCUGCUGUCCACCCGCCUCCACCCGCUGCAACGAACACCGUACCCUUCGCCCAAAAGCCCAACUUUAAGCCCCUAAAAGCUCACGAAAUCUCCGACGGACAAAUCCAGUUCCGCAAAGUCCUCGUUCCGCCUCAUCGCUACACCCCACUGAAGAAAGCCUGGAUGGAAAUCUAUACGCCUAUCUAUGAACACAUGAAAAUUGAUAUCCGGAUGAACCUCAAGGCCCGACGGGUUGAAUUGAAGACCCGGCAAGACACUCCCGAUGUUAGCAACCUCCAGAAAUGUGCAGACUUUGUGCACGCUUUCAUGCUCGGAUUUGAUGUAAUCGAUGCUGUGGCAUUGCUUCGAUUGGACGAGCUUUAUGUUGAAUCUUUCGAGAUUAAGGAUGUGAAGACUCUGAGAGGGGAGCAUUUGUCCCGGGCGAUUGGGAGGUUGAGCGGUAAGGGAGGGAAAACCAAGUUUGCAAUCGAGAAUGCAACCAAGACGAGGAUUGUAAUUGCUGAUACCAAGAUUCAUAUACUCGGCUCCUUUUCUAAUAUUAAGGUGGCAAGAGACUCUCUCUGCAGUUUAAUUUUAGGAUCGCCUGCAGGGAAGGUUUACUCUAAGCUGAGGGCGGUGUCUGCACGCCUGGCAGAAAGGUUUUGA
Molecule: messenger RNA, 702 nt
Organism: Fraxinus pennsylvanica
Lineage: Eukaryota; Viridiplantae; Streptophyta; Magnoliopsida; Lamiales; Oleaceae
Source: the annotation of a GenBank genome assembly